Messenger RNA from Suncus etruscus (white-toothed pygmy shrew), 1712 nucleotides. It is a transcript of the gene SLC22A6, whose product is annotated as solute carrier family 22 member 6. The record is from RefSeq and is a predicted model, not a curated record. The transcript has 10 exons. Gene Ontology annotation, cellular component: membrane. Lineage: Eukaryota; Metazoa; Chordata; Mammalia; Eulipotyphla; Soricidae. Bases 1 to 1692 code for a protein of 563 amino acids. Gene Ontology annotation, biological process: transmembrane transport.
AUGGCCUUCAAUGACCUCCUGCAGCAGGUGGGGGGCGUCGGCCGCUUCCAGCAGCUCCAGGUCACUCUGGUGGUCCUCCCGCUGCUCCUGAUGGCCUCGCACAACACCCUGCAGAACUACACGGCCGCCAUCCCCACCCACCACUGCCGCCCACCCGAGGGCACCAAUCUCAGCCGGGACCCCGAGCUGGAGGCCUGGCUGCCCCGCAACAGGCAGGGGCAGCGAGAAUCCUGUCUCCGAUUCACGUCCCCCCAGUGGGGACUCCCCUGGGCCAACGACUCCGAGGCCAAUAGCACAGGGACCACAGAGCCCUGCCCCGACGGCUGGAUCUAUGACAACUCUACCUUCCCCUCCACCAUCGUGACUGAGUGGGACCUCGUGUGUCCUCACAGGGCCUUACGCCAGCUGGCUCAGUCCUUGUACAUGGUGGGGGUGCUUCUCGGAGCCACGGUGUUUGGGUACCUGGCCGACAGGCUAGGCCGCCGGAAGGUGCUGAUCUUGAACUACCUGCAGACGGCCGUGUCUGGGACCUGCACGGCCUUCGCUCCCAACUUCUCCCUCUACUGCUUCUUUCGGCUCCUGUCGGGCAUGUCCGUAGCUGGCAUCACCAUCAACUGCAUGACACUGAACGUGGAGUGGAUGCCCAUCCACACGAGAGCCUGCGUGGGCACCCUCGUCGGCUACACCUAUAGCCUGGGCCAGUUUCUGCUGGCCGGAGUGGCUUACGCCGUGCCUCAAUGGCGCCACCUGCAGCUCACGGUCUCGGUGCCCUUUUUCGCCUUCUUCAUCUACUCCUGGCUCUUCAUUGAAUCGGCCCGUUGGUACGCCACCUCUGGGAGACUGGACCGCACCCUGAAGGCACUACAGAAAGUGGCCCGGAUCAACAAGAAGAGUGAAGAGGGGGCCAAGCUGAGCAUGGAGGUCCUACAGGCCAGUCUGCAUAAGGAGCUGACCCUGAGCCAAAACCAGGCCUCCGCCAUGAUGCUGAUACGCUGCCCCACCCUCCGGCGCCUCUUCCUCUGCCUCUCCAUGCUGUGGUUUGCGAUCAGCUUUGCCUAUUACGGGUUGGUCAUGGAUCUGCAGGGCUUUGGGGUCAAUAUCUACCUGAUCCAGAUGAUCUUCGGGGCUGUGGACCUGCCGGCCAAGCUGAUCAGCUUCCUGGUCAUCAACUCGCUGGGCCGCAAGCCUGCUCAGUUGGCCUCCCUGCUGUUGGCCGGCAUUUGCAUCCUGGUCAAUGGGGUGAUACCCCGGGAUCAGACUAUUGUCCGGACCUCCUUGGCAGUGCUGGGAAAGGGCUGCCUGGCCUCCUCCUUUAACUGCAUCUUCCUGUACACUGGAGAGCUGUAUCCCACCAUGAUCCGGCAGACGGGUCUAGGAAUGGGCAGCACCAUGGCUCGUGUAGGCAGCAUCGUCAGUCCGUUGGUGAGUAUGACGUCCGAGCUGUACCCAUCCUUGCCUCUCUUCAUCUACGGUACCAUCCCUGUGAUUGCCAGCAUCUUCACAGCCCUCCUGCCAGAGACCCGGGGCCAGCCACUGCCAGACACAGUGCAAGAGCUGGAGAACAGGUGGGCCCCCAAUUUUCCCUUCUCCUGCCCUUUUUCCAGGAGAAAGAAACCCAAUCGGCAAGAACAGGAGCAACAGAAGCAAAUGGUCCCACUCCAGGCUGCAGUGAGAGACAAGAACAAAAUCUGAGCUUUGAGAGCAGUGCAAAG